AGUGCUUCCCUCUCUUUUCGUUCAACGUUCAUUCACCCAUAAUAAAGACCCUCAAAAAAGUUUUGCUGUAUAUGCAGUAGAGGGAGUGAGUUGAAGAGUGGUGAUGAUGUAUAACAUGGAUUCACCUUCAGGAUCUCACUCUCAGCACCCACAGCUGCCUCCUGGGUUUCGUUUCCACCCCACAGAUGAAGAACUAGUGGUUCACUAUCUCAAGAGAAAAGCAGAUUCUGCUCCUCUUCCCGUUGCCAUCAUCGCUGAUGUUGAUCUCUACAAGUUCGACCCAUGGGAGCUCCCAAGUAAGGCAGCGUUUGGUGAGCAAGAGUGGUAUUUUUUCAGUCCGAGGGAUAGGAAAUACCCAAAUGGGGCGAGGCCAAACAGGGCUGCUACAUCUGGGUAUUGGAAAGCUACCGGAACUGACAAGCCUAUACUUGCAUCUCAUGGACACCACAAGGUUGGAGUCAAGAAAGCACUUGUUUUCUAUGGUGGGAAGCCUCCGAAAGGGGUUAAAACCAAUUGGAUCAUGCACGAGUAUAGGCUUGUUGAUAAUUCCUCAAAUUCUACCUCAAAACCACCACCUCUGGCUCCUCAUCAUGCGCACAGUAACAAAAAGAGUUCAUUAAGGCUUGACGAUUGGGUUUUGUGCCGAAUAUACAAGAAAAGCAACAGUACCAUCAGCGUGCCGAGAGUACCCAUGGUGGAUCAAGACAGGGAGGUUUCUACGGAGAGUACUAUGUUACAAACUUUGUCAACUUUGUCAAUGGCUAAUAAUAAUACACAUCAGAAUUCCAAAUCCACGUCUUCGAGAAGCGCAAGUUAUGGUCCUCUAGGACUCGAAAAUGAUGAUACUUUUUUUGAUGGAUUCUUAGCAGCUGAUCAGAGCGUGCAAGAUGGUUGUGAUUCCCGCCAAGUGUCUUCAAACGCGAGGGGAAACUUCCCUGUGAAACAAGCACUUUCAUCACAGUUUUGGAAUGACACAGGCUCAUCUUCUUCAAGUAGGCGAUUCCAUUGUGAUCUUAGUAAUGGGAGCAGCACUGCUGAGGAAAAUAACUCCUUUUAUUCUCUGCUGGGCCAACUUCCACACAACGCAACGUUUCACCCAAAUGGGCUUCUUGGCCAUGUUGGUGAUGGUGUUUUGAGGCAACAAGUUCAACUUCAACUUCCAAGCAUAAAUUGGAAAGCUUAAAGUGCCUUUGGAUUCACGGGAAAAUGAUCAUGGAUCUAGGAUGCUCCUAGUUAUAGUUUCUACGUCAGAUUCACAUUUAUAGAUUUUUCAACGUGUUUCCAAAUACACUGUAGUGUAAUUAGAUACCAGCUUCAAUAAUGUACGUAUAUAUAGCUGCCAUUGUAGGUACGUUAAGUUUUAGGUUGAGUUUUAUUAUUUUGCUAUAUAUGAAAAACACAAGAGGGAGAGAGAGAU
Molecule: messenger RNA, 1417 nt
Organism: Abrus precatorius (Indian licorice)
Lineage: Eukaryota; Viridiplantae; Streptophyta; Magnoliopsida; Fabales; Fabaceae
Product: NAC transcription factor 25-like
Exons: 3
Coding region: 104-1183 (359 amino acids)
Biological process (GO): system development; regulation of DNA-templated transcription
Molecular function (GO): DNA binding
Source: RefSeq, a predicted model, not a curated record